Messenger RNA from Acanthoscelides obtectus, 2151 nucleotides. The record is from the annotation of a GenBank genome assembly. NCBI's taxonomy places the organism in Eukaryota, Metazoa, Arthropoda, Insecta, Coleoptera, Chrysomelidae.
AAACGUUCAAGCGCGACACUGACACCGAUAAUGGACGUUGGUACCACCAUGCGUCGAACGUCCGAGACUAAAAAGUUCAUUCCAUCGUGUAGGAGACGCUUGCCAAUUUUAGGGUGUCGAACGCUGUAAACAACGUUGGAAGCAUUCUGUGGGACCCGCAUUAUUUGAAGUGAUGUUAGGUUGGCACAUUGGCAGACCGUUGACAGCUAACAGCUGUUUGACAAUGAAGUUUGGUCAUUUUGGUUAUCAUUAUUUUUUGUUGUUCUAUAAUUUUAAAAAAAAUUUUAAGAAAUAAUAUUUUUAAAAAUACCUAGAUUGUAGCCACACAUCCAGCGAAGGUUAGGAGGUUAAUAGGAGCACCAUGGAAUUUUAUAGGCAUUUCACGAUUUCUACUACUAAAAAAAUACUAUGUAAAGCAUAAAUACGAUUAAUACACUGCGGCUCAAGCACAAGUUUUUAUUUACAAAUAUCAUUGGGAAACAGGUUUUAUAAACAUACUUGAUACAUUUCUUUAAUGAAUGAUGUGCUACCUAACUACAUUUUGUACUCAGUUUCAUAUUACUGUUUAUUUUGCAGAAAAAAUGCUAAGUAAUCAUCUUGCCUUACCAAGUACAAGUUACAGUGAUCAGCAAUCUAACUCUGAGCUGGAAUUUUUGAGAGCCACCAAUAGAGAGUUAAGUGAAACCCUAGCAAGUGCUAGGCAAGACUUGGCUAUUGCGCACGAAAAUACAAAUUGCUUGAAGACAAAAUAUUUAAAUUUACAUGUGAAAUACAGCAGAUUAGAGAACUUGGUGAAAGCAAACUUGAGUGAGUUCUCAAAUUUUUUAAGUGAACCUAGACCACAACAUGAACAGACACGAAGGAACAGCAGGAAUCAUUCUUUAGGUCCCUUAAAACCACAUUCACAAAAAACAAUAAAAACCCAAUUGGUGUUCCCUACAGUUAAUGGACAUGUCAUCCAGGUACCUAGGAUAACAUUGAAUAGAUUUGAUGACAUGGAGUGGGAUUCUAAUAGAAGUCCAAGUGGUAGCAAUACAAGUCUUGCACCAAGUGUACCAGAGGCUCAAAAUAACUUCAGUGAUGGCGACACUGAUGAGGGCUCUGGUAAUACAGAUGCUGAAGCGUACAUAUCCGGAUUGAUCUCCGCACAAGAAAAUAUUACAGACGGACCGAAUGCACCUAUUCCUGAUAAUAUGGAAAAUAUGAGAAUCGUUUUGGAACGUUUGCCUGCGAAUCUUUCUUUGGGUCAUGUGACAGAACAACUGAGUAAUUCAGAUAUAAAUGAAUCUUCAGAAAGUUCGCCUCCAAAUGCUGCGAGGGACAGGGUGUCACAGCCAACAAAUACUUUAUUGUUGGAGAUGGUCGAUACUACUACAGAAACAGAUCAAAGUGCUUCAGGUUCUCACUUGAAUAGUACUGUCAGGGGUAGCAGGGAAUUUUCUUCUAUUUCACAGCUUACAGCAAUUAGAAUGCUUGGCUUAGAGUUGUCUUCAUCUGUCCCAAAAUCGCCGGCAUCUACAAUACGAAGACGGCCUAAAUCCGGAAGGAAGUCGUCUCCAACAACAGCUUCAACUCAGCAGAAACGCAGAAGGAAGCGGCAGUUGAACUCGAAAACUUCAAGCCCAACUAUAAGGAGAAAGCGCAGUGAUGAUAAGAUUGUGAUGGUACUCCUGGACCGGAAACAGAUGAGUAAGCUGCUGAUGCUUCGUAACCCUGUCGUAAGACUUCGAAGAAUGUUCGAUAAUAAAACAGAGUCAAAAUCACUGAGGAAACAGAGUGCAGAUACAUCUAAUGGCGUCGAUUCUAGAACUACUCUAAGCAGCGAGUUUGGUUCCCAAACAAAGGGAUUGAGGAAGAAAACAAGGAAUAAUGCAAAUGAUGUCGUUUCUGAAGAUUUCAUAAAAAGAAAUCUGAGCGUGAAGGUCACUAAGCUGACGUCGCUGGAGUGAAUAGCCACAUAAGAUGCGGUUACGAUUGUUUGCAUUUCAACACUACCCUGAUUUUUCUUUAUACGGAUUUAUCAAAUAUUUAAACUUGUGUAUUCAUGAAAGUAUUAUAGAUGGUUACAGCAAUAUGUAUUAUGGUAUUUUUUGGAAAGGAAUUUGUUUUAUUUGUGUUCGCCAAAAUAUAAAAAUGAAAAAACCUUCCUAA